GCGGGGAGGGGGGGGGGCGGCGAGCGAUGGAUGAGGACAACAUGACGAGGAGCGAGGAGCAGGAGCUGAGUCUGCAGAAGGCGCUGCAGCAGUGCGAGCUGGUCCAGAACAUGAUCGACAUCAGCAUCUCCAACCUGGAGGGGCUCCGCACCAAGUGCGCCGCCUCCAACGACCUCACGCAGAAGGAGAUCCGCACCCUGGAGAGCAAACUGGUGAAGUAUUUCAGCCGGCAGCUGUCCUGCAAGAGGAAGGUGGCCCUGCAGGAGCGCAAUGCCAAACUGGAGGGCUUCCCCCAGCUCCUGCACUGGUUCCGCAUCGUCGACAUCCGCAAGGAGGUGAUGGAGGAGAUCGCCCCCGGGCAGCUCAGCCUGGAGGAUCUGCUGGACAUGACCGAUGACCAGGUCUGUGCCACCGUGGAGAAGUUUGGGGCCAACAGCGAGGAGUGUGCCCGGCUGAACGCGUCCCUGUCCUGCCUCCGCAGCGUCCACAAGUCCGGCGGGAGCCUCUCCAAGCAGGACUGGACCAUCCAGUGGCCGAGCACGGAGCCGGGCAAGGAGAACAGCCCGGGCUGCCCCGCCGAGCCGGGCCCCUGGGGCAGGACGCACCCGAGCCCCAAGCUCCAGCCCAAGUGCGGGCAGCACCACUGCCACGCCGGCUCGUCCCACGGCCCCGUGUACACGCACGUGGACCGCCUGACCGUGGAGGGCCACCCGGGGCUCUGCCCGCCCCUCGAGUCCGGCCACCGCUCGCUGCCGCCGUCGCCGCGGCAGCGGCACGCCGCGCACACCCCGCCGCGCACCCCCAACAUCGUCACCACCAUGACGCCGCCGGGGACCCCCCCCGUGCGCCGCAGGAACAAGCUGAAGCCCCCCGGGACGCCCCCGCCCUCGUCGCGGAAGCUGAUCCACCUCAUCCCGGGGUUCACGGCGCUGCACCGGAGCAAAUCCCACGAGUUCCAGCUGGGGCACCGCGUGGAUGAGGCGCACACCCCCAAAGUCAAGAAGAAGAACAAGCCCCUGAACCUCAAGAUCCACAACAGCGUGGGGAGCUGUGAGAACAUCCCGGCCCAGCGCUCCCCUCUCCUCUCCGAGCGCUCCCUGCGCUCCUUCUUCGUGGGGUACCCGCCCUUCCUGCCCUCCACCCCGCCCGUGCACACCGAAGCCACCUUCUCUGCAAAUACGCUGUCAGUGCCUCGCUGGUCCCCGCAGAUCCCUCGGCGGGAUUUAGGAAACUCCAUAAAACACAGGUUUUCCACCAAGUACUGGAUGUCUCAGACCUGCACCGUCUGCGGGAAGGGAAUGUUGUUCGGCUUAAAAUGCAAAAACUGCAAGCUCAAGUGCCACAACAAAUGCACCAAAGAGGCCCCCCCGUGUCACCUGCUGAUCAUCCACCGCGGAGGGAGACGAGCCGCUCGGGGCGAGGCAGAUUUGCAUUGCAAACCACUUCCACCCACCCUCCCCCUGCCUCCUUUUCUUUUCAGAUUCCCCACCGCACGGGCGAGGUUGGUCCGGACAGAGUCGGUGCCCUGCGACAUCAACAACCCCCUGCGGAAGCCCCCCCGGUAUUCGGACCUGCACGUCAGCCAAACGCUCCCCAAAACCAACAAACUCAACAAGGACCACAUUCCGGUGCCCUACCAGCCAGAUUCCAGCAGCAACCCCUCGUCCACCACCUCGUCCACGCCGUCCUCGCCGGCGCCGCCGCUGCCCCCCAGCGCCACGCCGCCGUCCCCGCUGCACCCGUCCCCGCAGUGCCCGCGCCAGCAGAAGCAGUUCAACCUGCCAGCCUCCCAUUACUACAAGUACAAGCAGCAGUUCAUUUUCCCAGAUGUGGUGCCUGAGACGCCGACCCGAGCCCCACAGGUCGUCCUGCACCCCGUCACCUCCAACCCCAUCCUGGAAGGAAACCCAUUGCUUCAAAUUGAAGUGGAGCCCACCUCGGAGAACGAGGAAGGCGCCGAGGAGGUGCAGGAGUCCGAGGACGACUUCGAGGAGAUGAACCUCUCGCUGCUCUCGGCGCGCAACUUCCCGCGCAAGGCCAGCCAGACCAGCAUCUUCCUGCAGGAGUGGGACAUCCCCUUCGAGCAGCUGGAGAUCGGCGAGCUCAUCGGCAAGGGCCGCUUCGGGCAGGUGUUCCACGGGCGCUGGCACGGGGAGGUGGCCAUCCGCCUCAUCGACAUCGAGCGCGACAACGAGGACCAGCUCAAGGCCUUCAAGAGGGAGGUCAUGGCCUACCGGCAGACCCGGCACGAGAACGUGGUGCUCUUCAUGGGGGCCUGCAUGAGCCCGCCCCACCUCGCCAUCAUCACCAGCCUGUGUAAAGGACGGACUCUCUACUCCGUGGUGAGGGACGCCAAAAUUGUCCUGGAUGUCAACAAGACGAGGCAGAUAGCACAAGAAAUUGUGAAGGGGAUGUGAUACCUGCAUGCCAAGGGCAUCCUCCACAAGGACCUCAAGUCCAAGAAUGUCUUCUACGACAACGGGAAGGUGGUGAUCACCGACUUUGGGCUCUUCAGCAUCUCUGGGGUUCUCCAAGCGGGCAGGAGGGAGAACAAGCUGCGCAUCCAGAACGGCUGGCUGUGCCACUUGGCCCCCGAGAUCAUCCGGCAGCUCUCUCCCGACACCGAGGAGGACAAGCUGCCCUUCUCCAAGCACUCGGAUGUCUUUGCACUGGGCACCAUCUGGUACGAG
Passer montanus (Eurasian tree sparrow) is the source of this 2690-nucleotide messenger RNA. RefSeq names its product kinase suppressor of ras 2 (gene KSR2). Gene Ontology annotation, molecular function: ATP binding; protein kinase activity. Gene Ontology annotation, biological process: protein phosphorylation. The transcript has 19 exons. The record is from RefSeq and is a predicted model, not a curated record. The coding region runs from base 27 to 2417 and encodes 796 amino acids. Lineage: Eukaryota; Metazoa; Chordata; Aves; Passeriformes; Passeridae.